Messenger RNA from Mya arenaria, 2161 nucleotides. RefSeq lists its product as uncharacterized. The transcript has 4 exons. Gene Ontology annotation, cellular component: membrane. NCBI's taxonomy places the organism in Eukaryota, Metazoa, Mollusca, Bivalvia, Myida, Myidae. The record is from RefSeq and is a predicted model, not a curated record. Gene Ontology annotation, biological process: lipid metabolic process. Bases 167 to 1846 code for a protein of 559 amino acids.
AGGACAGAGUAUACGAAUCCAAAUAUGCUCUCCACAACUUGUCUUAGGGUUAGUUAUCAUUUUUAAAGAGUUUGGUUUAUUGGUUUACCGUAUCAAAACCAGAGAUUGCACUAGAACAAACCAUAUUUUAGGUGAAAUGAAGGAUACGUAUACAUCUGGAUAAAUAAUGGAACAUUUACAUAAACUGAUAUUGUGUUUAGCUAUUUCUUCACUUUACUGCUUUGUACAGACGACGACAGAAGAACCAUGUACGGAACACAGUGACUGUCAAUCGUGCACCAGUGUUAAUGUUUACGAACCCUCUCGGAAUGUAAAAUGCAAGUGGUGUCCACUUGACCGACGGUGUCAUUCUCUCAACUCUAACGGUCCUUGUAAUGACUACAUGAAUGUUGAACAAAAUACUUUGUGCCCCGAAGCAAGGCACGAGAAAUACGACCCAGAAGAGGGCUACAGGCUCGCGCUUUUAUCAGCCGUUGCUUAUGCAGAACCAGAAUACGUGCAGAAAUGCCUGUAUCACAGUCUCCCCAGUUAUGAUUUCGAAUUAGUCGAGGCGAUAGGAAGGAAAUGUAAUCUAAGAUUCAACGACUACAAAGAAUGCUUUGCAUACACUGCAAUAUCUCAUAGACGAAGCGCAAUUAUUUUAUCAUAUCGCGGCACAGCUAGCACACCGAAAUUUAAGCAGUUGUGGGAUGAAGCGAUGGAUACUUUCAAAGAAGAGAAAGACUUCAGGAACAAUGGUAAAGUCCAUGCUUAUUUUCAUUACGCUUUUAACAAACUCUACGAUCCUUGCCUAAGAGAAAGCAUUCGGAAGUUAACGAGACAAUAUAUGAGCUAUGAUGUUAUAGUCACUGGGCAUUCACUGGGAGGGGCGAUGGCUUCCCUUGCUGCCGUAGCCUUAGUGAAAGACGGUGUUGUUCCAGGGAACAGAUUGAGCCUUUAUACAUUCGGAAUGCCGAGAACGGGUGAUAAAAAAUUCGCAUAUGGACAUGACCUCACCGUGAACAGAAGCUGGAGAAUUGUUCACUACAAGGACCUUGUUGCUCGGAUACCACGUAGUUCUGACGAUGCAUACCACCAUGGGAUGGAAAUAUAUUACCCUCGUGUGGAUAUGAAUUACACGUCGAACUACGUGGAAUGUCGAGGAGAUGAAGACAUGGAAUGUAGCAAAGGUCAAGGAAUCGAUUUCAUUAAUGGCAUUGAAUAUCACACGUCAUAUUUUGGUAUAAAUCUCGGAGAGCACUGCAAAAACGAACUGCGAUAUCGACGCUCGUCCGAAGAACCUAGAUUUCCUGAUAAUCAUUGCGAGGUUAUUUCACUCAAGGAUGCCGAAAAGCUUGCAAAUACAGAAAUAAAGACAGUAACAGAGAGCCAGUGUGAUUUUGAGAAUGGCUUUUGUGACUGGUCUCGUGCAUCGGGUAGCACUUUCAAUUUUCAAAGACACCAGGGACAGACUGACGCUGCAGGAAAAACAGGACCUCGAACGGAUUGUAAAGGCUCAAAAGGCUAUUUCAUCUUCGCCGAUGCAACUGGAAACUUACGAGAACUUGCAAAACUUCGUUCGCCAAAUUUUCCGAUUGGACCGUAUUGUUUAACGUUUUACUACCACAUGUAUGGAGAAGAUAUGGGCGCGCUAAAAGUGUUUGUAUAUUCAAACAAGACACGCAAAAAGUUACUGGAAAGGUCAAAGAGUCAAGGAGACCGUUGGAUCAAGCAAAGAGCGAAUGCAAAAUUCAAAAAGGCAGAAAUUGACACCAUACAUUUUGAGUUUGAAGCCCGAAUUGGCAAGAAUUACGCGAGUGAUAUUGCUUUGGACGACAUCAGCAUCACGCCAGGACUUUGCCACUAGUGGAAAAAUUUAAUAGACCAAAGACAAUGUUGCCAAUCGUUUAUGAAUAGGUUGCUUGACUUAAGGACAUAUAAUUGUACCAGCUUUUGGAAUUAAUCGACAUCGUUGCCAUGGUUUUAAAUGUUGAAUAAUUUGAAGAGAGUAAAACAUUUUGGCGGCAUAUGCACAUUUUGCUAUACCUAGAGUUUAUUCGUGUGUUGCAUAUGUAUGUUUCAUUAAUCGUAUUUUAUAUACUUGAUUCCGUUUUAUCGAAGACAAGAAACCUUACUUGGUCUUCUGUAUAUGUAUUUUUCUAUUAAACAGAUAAAGACGGGG